GGCUGGAUCUGCGUCGCCUUUCAGCGCAGCUGGGUGGAGGCUGCGGGAGAAGCUGCGGAGACUAACCGGAGGCAAACACACAGAGAAACUCCAGAUCACAGACCGUGAUCACACACAGACACGCGAGCAACACAGGUCAGUGGGGGGGGGGCUUGGAGGCCUCGAUGGUGUCGUCAUGGUGAAGGAUGUUCCGGAAAGUCAAGAAGCGCCACAGCAGCAGCAGCUCGCAAAGCAGCGAGAUCAGCACUAAGAGCAAGUCUGUAGAUUCUAGUUUGGGGGGGCUCUCCAGAUCGAGCACGGUCGCCAGCCUCGACACAGACUCCACCAAGAGCUCAGGUAACAGUGCGUCUGACGCGUGUGCUGAGUUCCGGGUGAGGUACGUGGGAGCCAUCGAGAAGUUACAGUUUGACAUGAGCAGGACGCUGCAAGAGCCUCUGGACCUCAUCAACUACAUCGACGCAGCUCAGCAAGACAGAAAGCUGCCGUUUGUGCCCGGAGAGGAGGACAUGAUUCUGGGAGUGUCCAAGUAUGGCGUCAAAGUGGCCUCGCUGGACCAGUGUGACGUGCUGCAUCGUCACCCUCUGUACCUGAUCGUACGUAUGCUGUGUUACGACGAUGGCCUCGGCGCCGGGAAGAACCUCCUGGCUCUCAAAACCACUGACCCGCAGCAGGAAGAGUGCAGCAUCUGGGUGUACCAGUGCAGCAGCUCCGAGCAGGCUCAGUCCAUCUGCAAAGUGCUGUCGGCUUCUUUUGACUGCGCUCUGACGUCCGACAAGUCCUGAGGUCAGGGACACGGACCAGUGCCGAGAUCUGUCCAGGAACAAUCCCAGCAGCUGACAAUAAGGAAACCAGCAAACCUGCAGUUUGUUUUUUAAACAUGUGACCAUUUCCCUUUUCACCCAACUUUUCCAUGAUUUUGUUCACAGAGGUUAAAGGCUCAGUGUGUAAGAUUUAGCUUAGAGGGAACUAUUGGCAGAAAUUGAAUAUAAACUUAUCCUGUGUUUCAUCUAAAUUGUGGAGAGGGGUAUUCAGCUGCCACAUGAAACUUCACCACUAGAUGUCACUAGAUUUUACACACUGAACCGUUAAGUGCAGGGUCAAUCUGCUCUGCUGCUCUUUGUUAGUUUUCAUGAUUCAAGCCGAUGAUUCGAUGGCAGAGUCUCGUUCAGCCUCAUUCCCUCCUUUCUCCAUUUGAGACAAAUCCUCAGUGAAUUUGUCGUAAUCAUUUCCCCUGGAAUUAGCUUCCUUUACCUCACCUCUUCCUUUGACCUUUCAAAAUAAAGUUUGGAAAGGAGGGAAAUGGUUGCAUUAAAAAAAACAAACGUUGGAGGACAGUGCAGUUUUUUGUUUGGGAAAUGUAAACGCCUCAUAUUUAUAUAAAUGACGGUACAUGAUGCUGCAACACAUCUCCACCUAGGUGUGUCAGCAUGUGAUGAUUCAUGGGAGACAUUCAAACUUGACGGUACACACGGUAUUUAUGAGCCACAGUUUGUUUCUCUUCACGUGGAAACCUCCAGAUCCCUUUGGAGGUUUUAAAUCUUUUUGUGUCUUUGUGUUUAAACAACAGUGUCGGUACAACAGCGGUCAGCAUUUCUUAAUAAAUUUGGUUUUGUGCGCAUUUUUUUUAUUUCCUCUUGUUUAAAAUCUCUUGGUACCAAAAGCUUGAUGUAUUUUCUGACUUGUUUUUUUACAUCUGAUACCAGAGAAACCUGAAUGGGCUGUAAAAAACCAUCAGAAAGAUUUAGGAGCAACAAAAAAGUGUUUACAUUCGUGGCACAAACUGGACAUCACUUAGGACAUGUACUCUUCCUGUUCACCUCAUUCCAGUUGAGCUUGGGUUAUGAAAUGUAUUUGAUCUGGUACAAUAAAAGAGAGGAAGUUUUGUAUUUGAAGUAUUUUACUGAUUAAAAUGUACUUUCUCCUUUU
Molecule: messenger RNA, 1926 nt
Organism: Hippoglossus stenolepis (Pacific halibut)
Lineage: Eukaryota; Metazoa; Chordata; Actinopteri; Pleuronectiformes; Pleuronectidae
Gene: itgb1bp1
Product: integrin beta 1 binding protein 1
Exons: 7
Coding region: 186-782 (198 amino acids)
Biological process (GO): negative regulation of focal adhesion assembly; negative regulation of substrate adhesion-dependent cell spreading
Cellular component (GO): ruffle; cell periphery; lamellipodium
Molecular function (GO): integrin binding
Source: RefSeq, a predicted model, not a curated record